GCGGGAAACAACUCACUCUCUGCAAGACGACUUCCAUUUUUCUAGGGUUUGCGAAGAACCAACGUUCAUGUCGAUCCCUCUUCAAUCAAAUCCUCUCACUCACACCGCCUGAGUACUUUUAGAGAGAGAGAGAGAGAGAGAGAGAACUCUACUGAGACAGAUGCCGAUCUACAAGAUCAGGGGAGUCGAUGUCGAUUUCCCAUUCGAGGCUUACGAUUGCCAGAUAGUGUACAUGGAAAAAGUGAUCCAAUCUCUUCAAGAUAGAUGUAAUGCGUUGUUGGAGAGCCCUACUGGAACUGGGAAAACCUUGUGUCUUCUUUGUGCUACAUUGGCUUGGAGGAAGAGUUUGGGAGAAUUCUCAACCUGUAGGAGUGAGAAAAUAAGUCAUAAUGUGGGAAAAGAACUUUCUGAUGAACCAUUGUCGCAGUCUGAAUCAUUGAAUCUACCCACAAUACUAUACACGUCGCGCACUCACAGCCAGCUUCGACAAGUUAUUCAAGAGUUGAAGAGAACCAAUUACAGGCCCAAAAUGGUAGUAUUAGGAUCUCGUGAGCAAUUAUGCAUUCAUGAAGAAGUGAGUUUGCUCCGUGGAAGAACCCAGACAAAUGCCUGCCAUUCCCUUUGCAAAAAGCGCAAAAAGCGAUACUGCCGCCAUUUUCCUCGUGUUGCAGAAUUUAUGAAGGAAAAUCCCGGUCUUGGAGAUGAACCUAUUGACAUAGAGGAGUUGGUCAAUAUUGGAAAAAGCUGUGGACCGUGUCCUUAUUAUGUGUCACGAGAGCUCCACAAGGUUGCUGAUAUAGUGUUUGCGCCAUAUAACUACCUUAUUGAUACUGGGAAUAGAAAAUCUCUUUCGAUUAAGUGGAAUAAUAGCAUAUUGAUAUUUGAUGAAGCUCACAACUUGGAAAGCUUAUGUGCAGAUGCUGCGUCUUUUGACUUGCCUUCAUGGAUUCUUACAGCGUGCAUUUCCGAAGCAAAAAACUGUGUAGACCUUUCUAUUGCAAGGAGGGAUAAUUCAAAUGACAAAUCAUGUAAUCCAGAUAAUUUUGCAAUUCUCAGAGCACUUCUUUUAAAACUUGAGAAGCGGAUUGCUGAAGUCCCUAUUGAAUCCAAAGAAUUUGGUUUUACCAAGCCUGGGCCUUACAUUUAUGAACUACUUGCUGAUCUGAACAUCACAUAUAAAACUGCCACAAUGCUGAUUGGUACAAUUGAAGAAGCUGUUAUGCUUCUUGAGGAAGAUGCAAAUGUCACUGAUAGUGGAGGGCCACACAAGAUGAAGAGAACUGUAUGCAGGCUGGAUAGUAUGGGUGACAUUCUUAAAAUAAUUUUCAGAGAUGGUGGUAGAGCUCAUGCUCAAUAUUAUCGUCUUCAUGUUCAGGAAGUUGAAGCUAGUGCUGCAGCUGCUUUUAAAGGUAAGGCUUCUAGAACACUCAGCUGGUGGUGUUUUAAUCCAGGAAUUGCCAUGGAAGAAUUCUCCCAGUUGGGUGUUGGAUCCAUCAUUUUAACAUCUGGCACAUUAUCUCCAAUGGAUUCAUUUGCUCAGGAAUUUAAGUUAGAAUUUCCUGUUCGUUUGGAGAAUCCUCAUGUUAUAUCUGCAAAUCAGAUAUGGGCUGGAGUUGUAUCAGCUGGUCCAUCUAGUUACUCUUUCAACUCCUCAUAUCGAAGCCGUGAUUCUGUAGAGUACAAGCUAGAGCUUGGCAAUGCUAUUGUCAAUUUUGCUCGAAUUGUACCGGAUGGCUUGCUAGUAUUUUUUCCAUCUUACUACCUUCUGGAUCAAUGUAUUGGGUGUUGGAAGAAUACGAUUCAUACAAACUCAACAAUUUCCAGCACAAUCUGGGAGAGAAUCUGCAAACAUAAGCAAGCUGUUGUAGAACCAAGACAAUCAUCACUUUUCCUUUUGUCAAUUGACGACUACAUGAUUAAGUUGAAGGACUCCACAGCUUCUGGUGCAGUAUUUUUUGCGGUUUGUCGUGGCAAGGUAAGUGAAGGUUUAGAUUUUGCAGACCAUGCUGGGAGAGCUGUGGUGAUAACUGGUAUGCCGUUUGCCAUGAGGACUGAUCCAAAGGUUCGUUUAAAGCGAGAGUACUUGGAUCAACACACACGGUCACAACAAAUGGGAUGUAAGGUUCUGACUGGAGAAGAGUGGUACAGUCAAGAAGCAUUGCGGGCUGUGAAUCAGGCUGUUGGGCGUGUCAUUCGUCACCGCCAUGAUUAUGGUGCAAUUAUAUUUUGUGAUGAAAGGUUUGUACAUUCAAGUCGCCAGUCCCAGAUAUCACUUUGGAUACAGCCUCAUAUCAAGUGUUACACCAAAUUCGGGGAUGUAGUUUUCACAUUGACACGUUUUUUCCGAGAUGGAGCAAUUCGCGGUCCUACAAAGCUGGAACUAACACGGAGUGAGGACCAUGGAAAUGUGAAUAAAUUGGAAACUGCACGGCCCUUUGACAAACUUCACUUGGAAAACUUAGUUGCUCCCCUGACCAUGCCAAUAGAUUCAAAUUGCUGUAAUAAGUUUUCAUCUUCUACAUCUGAGGUUGAAGACAUAUCUAGCCAAUGGGGAGGAAUUCUUCCUGCUAAUCGUUCAUCUCUGACUCCGUACAAGCAAAAGCCGAGUUUUAUGUUGAAACAUUCAGGUGAUCUGUUCAGCAAUCAGAAAAAGUUGUUGAUUCCUGGGAGGAAAAGUAUACAUCAAAUAAACUGUGAACAAGAUUUGACCAGUAAUUCCUCAGUGGAUGAAGAAACAAGGGGAGGACUGAUUGCAUCAUGUUCUUUGAAGAAGCCUAAAUUGGAGCCUGUUCUAACACAACAUAUUGAGAAUUCUCAUGAACCUUCAUCGAUUGUCAGGGAAGCACAGCUGAACACCACUUCUACCAUAAACAAUUUGGUGAAACACGAGAAAUUGCAGGUCAGCGAUUAUGGAAGCUUCCAAAAUGCUGAAGUUGGUUCAGCGGUGCUGCUUGGAGAUGAGAUGAUUGCACAAAGAAAAACAGAAAUGCUUAGUGAGAAAAACAAGGUGGUUCUGUCAAGUCCUUCACCUUGUGGUGAUGAAGAAAGAAAAGGAUAUGCUUUUCUGAUCCAGGUUAAAGAGAAGCUUACUGAUGCAGAGUAUAAAGAAUUUUUGGGUUUUAUGAAAGCACUCAAGUCUAAAACCAUGAAGAUAGAUCAAGUUUUACAAUGCAUUGUGAGAUUAUUCUCUUUUCCAGAUAGGUUCCCACUUCGUGAAAGAUUCAAGGAUUAUAUCCCUGCAAAGUAUCAUUCCUUAUAUGAGCAGUACCUUAAAAGAAGUGACAACGCAGUCGACUUAUGAAGUAAGAAAUUCUUCCAUAGUAUUUGAGGUUAAUGGAAAAAUAAACAUCAUUUUGCGAUUUUGAGAGACGAAAAGUACAUACACAAUAUGAAAGCUAUAGUUUUAGUGUAGUUACUGUCAAGGAAGUCCAAGAAACAUUUCCUCUAUUAUGUUGUGGGGCUGCCACCUCCAGAUUACGAAAGGUACAAUUUGGUGCUCCAUCUAUACUAAUUUUGAAGCUUAAUGAAUCAGAAGUUUUGUUUGAAAUCAAAGCUGCAUCAGCAAAUAAGUGGGGGAUACAAAAAAAGCCUGGAAAUUUAGUUUGAAAUGUAGACAUGAAGAUAGUCCUUAGUAUUAUGGUUUUCUCAGCCCACCAGAACUCACAAAAAGGAAGAUGAAAUGUACUGUAAUAUAUGCUUUUAGUAUUUUUGCAUAGGGAAAUCAGACAGUUCCUUCUUGUUUUUGUGCAUCUAAGGUUGUCACAAAUCUUGUAUCCUUUGUACUGUAAAUUACAUAAAUGUAUUUACUUUUGCUAACUUUGUCUUCUAUGUAUUACCCAGAAAGAUAAUUAUUUGAUGAGCUACCCAA
Camellia sinensis is the source of this 3868-nucleotide messenger RNA. NCBI's taxonomy places the organism in Eukaryota, Viridiplantae, Streptophyta, Magnoliopsida, Ericales, Theaceae. The record is from RefSeq and is a predicted model, not a curated record.